AUGACUUCCUGGCUACGACACUAUGGCAAUACGGACGAGUAUCGAUGGCGAAGAGAAGGCAAUGUCUUCAAACGACCUCUUGGAUUUGUCGAAUUUAGCUUCGAUUGCGAUGGCAGGCUGUUCGAGGGCCGUGCCGAUAUGAAUAGUCUGGUCAAGCUUGCGAUCAAAUCAAAACUGUCGACCGAGGAUUUUCGUGAGAGAAUACUUCUUGCUUGGACACAAUUGCGUUGUCAACAUGUUCUUCUCCAAGCUCGAACGAUCAGAGAGAAAGAUGGCUUAAAUAAUUUUGCACCCCAAGGACUCAGUUUCGCCGUCAACAUCCACACCAGCGUCAGCAAAGCAGUAGAAUCCGCAGGACGACAUUUGAUUUUCCUAGAAGAUCACUACGAGCACGUCAACCACAAAGACUUCUACAUGCACUGUCAAAACACGAGCCGAGUUGUAGAUCCUGAAGAUGCUUUAGCCAAAGUCUUCAUCUUACCAUCGACCCAAGAAGACGGAAACACCAUUCUUCGGAUCCAAUUCGUCAUAGCCCACGAGAUCGCAGACGGAAUUUCAAUCAACGCCUGGACGAACAACUUUCUAAAAUAUCUCAACGAAUCAACUGAUCAACUGAAAACUCUGAUCAAAACAACAAUCAACCCAGAAGACAUGCAAACCCGUUUACCUCUCCCACAAGAAGCCUUAUACCCCAAAAUCCCCGGCUCACUGGCACGACAGCGUUGGUUCUGGGCCAUCACGAGAAUCCUUCGACAUGUUCGCAAACCCCACGCAGCAGGUUUCGCGAACCCAUUACGACGACAACAAAAGCGAACGCCGAUUCCUUUGUCGCCAACUUAUAGUGCUGUACUGGACUACCGACGAACACUGCCGUUGAAUACAAUCCCGAUGUAUAUUUCUGUUUCUGCUGAGAAUACCGCGCGGUUGCAGCAGUUGUGUCGGGAAGCAAAAGCUAGCGUCGGAGCAGGAAUCUACGCCUUAGUCGCAGUCUGCAUGAUGGAAUUAUACGAGCAACGCGAACCCGACAUCCCACUCAACGAACGCAAAUGCUUCAUUACAGGAUUCCCAUUAAAUCCUCGCGCAUUCUUCGGGUUUGAGAAUAAACCAGACAGCAUGAUGUUGGCUUUCAGCGAUGGGAUUUCAUUGCCAUUCUUAUCAUCGCACCUUGACGUGACGGGUCGACUACGUCUCCUAGCCAGGCAAGCACAACGUCAACUUUCUGCUUAUCAGAAGAGAAUUCGACCUGCGGGCGAGGAUGGGAAGAGACAGUUCCUGACGAGUCGUGGUGCGGGAUUGGUGUUGGCGAACCAAUAUCUAUACGGCAUUGAGCGCGCCGACUCAUUCUUCCCCGAGGCUCCCACGACCAAUGUCCAAGGCGCAUACCCAGCCCGACAGAAUGCAACACAGCAGACAUGCGGCGUGUCAUCUGUCGGCAGACGCGAUCUUCAAAUCAGCAACGGGGCGUACAAUGUCGCCCAAGCAGAGAAGGAUUUCGUCGCGGAUUUCCAAGACCUUACCGCGAGUGUUCGUGCACGGGAGGGAGAGUUUCUCGUCGGUAUUGCGGGGACCAGUUCGGGGUUGGGAAGCUGUCCUUCUGUCGACAUAUCUUCGCUGGACCCAGAGUUGCUGGACGAUUUCAAGAGCAGGUUCGAGAACAUACUGGCGGAUGUGGUGAUCAAUGAGGAGCGAUCGAGACUAUAGGCCCGUUUCCUGGAGUUUACGCCAGUAGCGGCGUGCUAUGCCAGCCUAUUAAGUGAGGAACAAUCAUUAGUA
Molecule: messenger RNA, 1773 nt
Organism: Cercospora beticola
Lineage: Eukaryota; Fungi; Ascomycota; Dothideomycetes; Mycosphaerellales; Mycosphaerellaceae
Source: RefSeq, a predicted model, not a curated record